This is a messenger RNA of Drosophila eugracilis, 545 nucleotides long. Its product is annotated as histidine-rich glycoprotein. Lineage: Eukaryota; Metazoa; Arthropoda; Insecta; Diptera; Drosophilidae. The record is from RefSeq and is a predicted model, not a curated record. The transcript is spliced from 3 exons. Bases 81 to 419 code for a protein of 112 amino acids.
AGUCGCAGCCUGUGGUUAUCAGUCACCACCUGACAGUGCUCCGGUUUUCGUAUCGCAAAAAACUCUUCAGCCAAGCAACAAUGUCCGCCCUGAAAGUAUUCAUCUUCGUUGCCCUCUUCGCCGUGGCCUACUGCGCCCCCAGUCCCGGCUUCUUUGGCAAACACGAACACCAUACGAUUCACGUGCCUUACAAAGUGCACACGGUGCAUCAUCAUCAUGUCCAGAAGGUUCAUGUGCCGGUGGUGAAGCACGUGCCAGUGCCCAUUUACAAGGAGGUCCCUGUCCAUCAUGUCCAUCACGAGGAGAUCCCGGUGCCAGUACAUCAUGUUCAUCACGAGGAGGUGCCCAUCCACCAUGUCUUCGAUGACCAUCACGAUCACCAUGGCUGGAGCUCUCACCACGGACACGGCUGGCUGUAAGCCAUCCCCAGCUGGCCAGCUUUUCUAUUAGCCCACCAUCUAAUCAGCCAGUCCAAGUUAAAUCAGCCUGUAAAUACUGUACAAUGCUAAGUUAAUGAAUGUAAAUAAAAUCACAAUUCGACUGUA